Molecule: messenger RNA, 1995 nt
Organism: Chanos chanos (milkfish)
Lineage: Eukaryota; Metazoa; Chordata; Actinopteri; Gonorynchiformes; Chanidae
Gene: klhl43
Product: kelch-like family member 43
Exons: 5
Coding region: 1-1995 (664 amino acids)
Cellular component (GO): nucleus
Molecular function (GO): protein binding
Source: RefSeq, a predicted model, not a curated record
AUGGCCCCCAAAAAGAAAGCUACUCGUCAAAGGAAGGCAGAAGUGGAAGCCGCACAGGUAGAAAAUGAGGUGGUGGUUUCAGAGGGCGUGAAAAAGCUGGAGAUGCCACUCAACAUUGAGCAGCUAAACCGGCUGAAUGGUCUGCCCCUGCCGCCGCCCAUCAUCCGGCCUGGUGAGAGGGGUCUGGGUCUGGGCAGUGAGCUGACACGCCCACUGCAUGGCUCCGCCCUCCUGGAGGAGCUGAGCCGUAUGCGCCAGGAGCGGUUCCUUACUGACAUGGAGCUGGCCUGCAAAAACAAGGCCUUUGACGUCCACAAGCUGGUUAUGUCUUCAGUCAGCCAGUACCUCCGAGAGAUCCUGGCCAAGGACCCCGGUCUGAAGCGUCUAGAGAUACCAUCAAUCUCACCCCUGGGUUUGGCCAACGUGAUCACCUUUGCGUACCUUGGGCGUGUGCACAUGUCCCUGUAUACCAUUGGCUGCACUGUAUCAGCAGCCAGCGCCUUGCAGAUCCCACACCUGCUGCAAAUGUGCAUGGAUUUCUUAAUGGCUGAAAUGAAUGUGCAGACCUGUGUGUAUAUAUGGAACAUUGCUGCAGCCUAUAGCCUGAUGCCUGUUCGUGAUGCUGCACGUCGUUUUGUGCUGGAGAAUUUUGCCCAAUUCUCAGAGACACCCCAGUUCACCCAGCUCACCCUGGAGCAGAUCGUCUCCUUCCUGCAGGAGGACUCCCUUAUCUUACCUUCAGAAGUCUCCACUUUUCAGGUGGCCAUGAAAUGGCUGGACUUUGACCCAAAGAGGCAGGAACAUGCUGCUGAGCUCCUGUCCCAUGUGCGCUUCGAGACCAUCCCUGCCAGCGAGCUGGUCAGCCAAGUGCAGCCUGUGCCCCGGAUGAUGUUGGACCCUCAGUGUCACCGCCUGCUGGUGGAUGCUAUGAACUACCAUCUGCUGCCACACCAGCAGAACAAUCUGCAGUCCCGCCGCACAAAGGUCCGAGGCAGUCAGACCACAUUGCUGACCAUUGGAGGCCGUCCUUCUCUAACUGAGCGUGCCCUGAGUCGCGAGGUUUUCUGGAGAGAUCCCCGUGAGGGCGCGGCCUCUUGGCGCCACUUGACCCAGCUGCCUGCCAAGAGCUUCAACCAGUGUGUGGCAGUGAUGGAUGGUUUCUUGUAUGUGGCUGGAGGAGAAGAUCAGAACGAUGCCCGCAACCAAGCUAAGCAUGCUGUCAGCACCCUCAGCAGAUAUGAUCCUCGCUUCAACACCUGGCUGCACCUGAGCAGCAUGCGCCAGCGCCGCACCCACUUCAGCCUGGUGGCCACUGGGGGGCGCUUGUAUGCCAUCGGUGGCCGUAACACAGAGGGCCUGUUGGCGACUACUGAAAGCUAUCUGCCGUCUUCUAACAGCUGGCAACUCCGCACGCCGAUGGAGGUGCCACGCUGUUGCCAUGCCAGUGCUGUGCUGCCCUCUGGUGAUAUCCUGGUGACGGGCGGCUACAUUAACUGCGCGUACUCGCGUUCGGUCGCCUGCUACAACGUGGAGAGCGACACCUGGAGUGAGCAGGCCCCGCUGGAGACUCCCCGUGGCUGGCACUGUGCAGCCACCCUGGGAGGUAAGGUGUACGUGGUGGGCGGGAGCCAGCUGGGUCCAGGUGGUGAACGAGUAGACGUGCUGUCCAUGGAGGUGUAUUCCCCAGAGAGCGGAGAAUGGAGCAGAGCCGCACCACUGCCUUUGGGAGUGAGCACGGCCGGCCUGUCCUCACUGGGUGAACAGCUGUACCUGCUGGGAGGCUGGAAUGAGGCAGAGAAACGAUACAAGGCUGCUGUGCAGCGCUACAAUCCGGCCACUGACAGCUGGUCUACUGUGGAGGACCUGCCCGAACCUACCGUGGGUGUGUCCUGCUGUGCCCUGGCCCUGCCUCCUCGUCACACUUCCCGAAAGCACCGUAACACCCCCUCCCAAGAGGAGCAGAGCAGCGUGGUCCCCAAGGCCAACACUGCAUAG